Messenger RNA from Cuculus canorus (common cuckoo), 1927 nucleotides. RefSeq names its product cytochrome P450 2C5. The transcript has 9 exons. The record is from RefSeq and is a predicted model, not a curated record. Gene Ontology annotation, cellular component: intracellular membrane-bounded organelle; cytoplasm. Gene Ontology annotation, biological process: xenobiotic metabolic process. Gene Ontology annotation, molecular function: iron ion binding; oxidoreductase activity, acting on paired donors, with incorporation or reduction of molecular oxygen, reduced flavin or flavoprotein as one donor, and incorporation of one atom of oxygen; heme binding. The coding region runs from base 77 to 1570 and encodes 497 amino acids. Lineage: Eukaryota; Metazoa; Chordata; Aves; Cuculiformes; Cuculidae.
CUCUGCUCAAUUGUGAUCGUCCACCUGGAGGGGCAACUCCUGGAUCUUUUUUCUCUGCUCAGCAGAACAGACAAGGAUGGACGCUGGAUCGGCUGGGAUGUUCAUUACACUCCUCCUCCUCUCCAUCCUGUGUUUCCUGGUAUGGAGAAAUGAUAAGAAGAGAAACCAGCUGCCUCCUGGACCAGCCCCAUGGCCCAUUGUGGGCAACUUAUGGCAAAAGGAUGUCCUGCCGCUCUACAAGACAUACGAGAAGCUCAGCAGCACGUACGGACCCAUCUUCACCGUCUGGCUGGGGCUGAAGCCGGCAGUGGUGCUCUGUGGGUACAAGGUGGUGAAGGAUGCUCUGGUGGGCCACUCCGAGGAGUUUGGAGGGAGACCUGAAAUACCCCUUCUGACGAAGCUAUCAAAAGACUAUGGUUUUGUCUCCAACAAUGAGAAGAAGUGGCGGGAGCUGCGGAGGUUCACGGUCAGCACCCUUCGGGACUUCGGGAUGGGCAAGAGCUCCAUGUCGCAGCGUGUGCAGCAGGAGGCCCAGCACCUGGUGGAAAUGCUGGCAAAACUCGAAGGAAACACCUUUGAGCCGAUGAAGAUGUUCAGACAUGCAGUUGCCAAUGUGAUGUGCUCUGUAGUGUUCGGGAGCCGUUACAGCUACAGUGACACUGCGUUUCUGGAUCUACUGAACAUGAUUGGGAAUUACAUCAGCUUCUUCCUCUCCCCCAUUGCCACGGUCUACAACACCUUCCCCAACAUCAUGCAUCACCUGCCAGGGCGACACAAAAAAGCCCUGGCUGAGUGUGAGAAGCUGAAGGACUACAUCCGAGAAAAAAUUGAGCUUCACAAGCUGACGCUGGACCCCAGCUGCCCCCGGGAUUACAUCGACUGCUUCCUUAUGAAAGCAGAGAAGGAGAAGAGCAGCUUGGAGAACAUGUACAACAAUGAGGACCUGGUCAUGUCAGUAUUCAACCUCUUUGGUGCCGGGACAUUGUCUACAAGCAACACCCUGGUCUUCUUUCUCUUGAUCCUGGCAAAAUACCCCCAUAUUCAAGCCAAGAUCCAAGAGGAGAUCGAUAUGGUGGUGGGCACCAGCCGUGCUCCCAGCACAGAGGACAAGCUGAGGAUGCCAUACACCAAUGCGGUGAUCCAUGAGCUGCAGCGUUUCCAUAAGACCCGCACCGAGAACUUCCCGCGGAUGACGACACAGGAUGUCAUGUUCAGGGGCCACAUCAUCCCCAAGGACACAGCUGUUAUUCCAGUUUUGUCUUCUGUGCAUAUGGAUCCAACCCAGUGGGAGAACCCCAAAGAAGUCAACCCAGGCCACUUCUUGGAUGAAAAGGGCAAGUUCAGGAAGCGUGAAGCCUUCAUGGCUUUCUCAGCAGGGAAGAGGAUGUGCCCAGGAGAGGCACUAGCCCGCAUAGAGCUCUUCCUUUUCCUCACCACUCUGCUGCAGAACUUCACCUUCCAGCUCGCCAUUGAGUCCAAGGAGAUGGAUUUGUCCUCCCUAUGGCUGGAAAUUGAGAAGAGGGUGAUACCGGCCAAGUUCUACGCUGUACGGCGCACAGUGCCCUCUUAAGCUGAGAGCAGUGGGGAGACAGAAGGGGUCUUCCAGGUGCCUCUGCUUCUUCCAAAACCAGCACAAGCCAGGCAACUAUGUUCUACAGCAGCAGCCACGAAGUAGGAGGAUCACUUCGAACUUCUCCUUGAAGAACUGCCAGGUAUCUCUGCCAUCAGCUCCAUGGGUAUCCUGGCUCCCAACUCUUCCACUCUGCAUCCCAGUAACACAAGGAAGGCAGCACUGGUUUUCCUCCCUCCAUAUCUAUUGACUCUGGUUGAACCUUGAGCAGUCUGUGCCUGUGGCUCCCUGGGCUCCACUCAGCUGGGCUCUCCAUCAUUUUGGUGACAGAUUAAGAGUGUUUCUGCAAUAAAUAUA